AUGAAGUUCCUGAUCUUGGCUUUCUUUGUUGCUGGUGCCUACGGGUGUGGGCUGCCCACCUUUCCCCCUGUGGUGACCCGGGUGGUCGGGGGUGACGACGUCAGGCAGAGCAGCUGGCCCUGGCAGGUGUCUCUGCAGUACAGGAGCGGCAGUAACUUCUACCACACCUGCGGUGGCACUCUGAUCUCCUCCGAAUGGGUCCUCACCGCGGCUCACUGCAUCGGCAGCAGUCGCACCUAUAGAGUCUACCUGGGCAAGCACAGCCUGGACACCGACAACGAGCCCGGCUCCCUCGCCGUCAGCCCCUCCAAGAUCGUCGUCCAUCCCAACUGGGACUCCUACAGAAUCCGCAACGACAUUGCCCUGAUCAAGCUCGCCAGCCCCGUCGCCACCACCGACUCCAUCAUGCCCGCCUGUAUUCCCGAUUCUGGCACUAUCCUGACCCACGAUUACCCUUGCUACGUCACUGGCUGGGGACGUCUCUGGACCGGUGGCCCCCUGGCUGACAUCCUCCAGCAGGCCCUCCUGCCCGUGGUCAGCCACUCCGUCUGCAGCAAGCCCGACUGGUGGGGCAGCCUGGUCACCAACAACAUGAUCUGCACUGGAGGAGACGGCCAGCUGGCCAGCUGCAACGGCGACUCCGGCGGACCCCUGAACUGCCAGAACCCCGACGGAUCCUGGGACGUUCACGGCGUGGUUAGCUUCGGCUCCAGCAUGGGCUGCAACUACCCCAAGAAGCCCUCCGUGUUCACCCGCGUCAGCGCCUACAUCUCCUGGAUCAACAACGUGAUGGCCAGCAACUAA
Conger conger (European conger) is the source of this 804-nucleotide messenger RNA. RefSeq names its product elastase 2 (gene ela2). The transcript is spliced from 8 exons. Lineage: Eukaryota; Metazoa; Chordata; Actinopteri; Anguilliformes; Congridae. Gene Ontology annotation, molecular function: serine-type endopeptidase activity. The coding region runs from base 1 to 804 and encodes 267 amino acids. Gene Ontology annotation, biological process: proteolysis. The record is from RefSeq and is a predicted model, not a curated record.